AUGACGAAGCGCCGUCCGUCAAACAAAAAGCCGACCGGGGCCAACAAGUCUCUCGGGAACUCGCUUCUGAAUGAGCGAGUUAGAGUUCGGCAAGCUCAUCAGCGGUCGAAAUAUGAUGGAGAAGAGAUAGAAAACCCUGCCUUCAUGGAUGUUGAGGCCAAUAAAUAUAUUGAUUCAAUCACCGACGAAACAAGCUUGGAAGAAUUUCUAGCAAAAGCAGAAUUGGCUGGCACUGAAUUUACUGCUGAACGACAGCAGUUCCGCGUUAUCGAGAAAGACACGCCAUUGGUGGUUCCUUCUCGUAUUGACUACGAAAACAAUCUCGAGCUUCAGCGACAGCUUGAGCAUAGGUUGAAGAUCCCCAGAAGACCGGCACGAGAACUCUAUAAUACGGCUGAGGAACUUACACGAUUAGAAAACGAAAGUUUUCUGAAGUGGAGGUCGGAUUUAGCUGAGCUCCAAGAGAAUGACGGUGUGGCGCUCACGCCAUUCGAAAGGAAUCCUGAUAUGUGGAGAGAACUCUGGAGAGUUGUGGAGCGUAGUGAUAUUGUUGUACAG
Ostertagia ostertagi is the source of this 558-nucleotide messenger RNA. The record is from the annotation of a GenBank genome assembly. NCBI's taxonomy places the organism in Eukaryota, Metazoa, Nematoda, Chromadorea, Rhabditida, Trichostrongylidae.